CGCCGGGGCCGGCAGCCGUCCCCUCCCCUCCCGUUCCCGCUCGUGUAGCGGUGGUGCUCGCGUUCCUCUCCGCUUUGUGAGGUUGCGUCCGCUUUUCGCUGUUUUUCUGAAAUUUCUGUUUAAUUGAUGGUUUCGCACUUCGCUGGCCCCGGGUUCUCCUCGCUUUGUUGUGGCAGCAUCUCGUAGCCGCGGGCUUCGCUUUUUGAUGCUCCUGAAAAUACCAAACUCCGGCGAAGCAGGGGGUGCCGUCAGGUCGGGCUCAGCUAGCUGGCCGUGGCCUCAGCCGUGUUAUAAAAGCGUUUUUCCCCCCUCAGCCGCAGGAGGUGCGGGUGCGAGCACCCCUCCCGCCGGCACCGCGCUCACCACAGGGCGGGCGAGCGGUGCGAGGCGGAUGCGCGGACAGCCCGGGGGGACUCGUGUGGUGACCUGCGGGAACGUCUCCUUACAGGUGAGGCUCUGCCGGGUUAGGACCGGUGUCUACGCAGCGCCAUCCUUGGGGCGACGCCUACAGAACGAGCUCUGGGCAAGGAGGCGGGAAGAAGCAGCUGCUCGCCCUCCCUGUUUCUUUGGUACCUGGCUGUGUUUACAGCCACAGCACUGGCAAAUUGGUGGUGUUAGUGCUCAUCUGGAGACACAGCGAGUGCCACCUGCGUGUCUGUGCACUUCGGCUCCUGCUGCUGUGGUCCAGCCGGCGGCUGUAGCUGAGGAAGCAGAAGAGUUCAGAGUGGUCUACAGCUUUCCGGGGAUUAAGUACUGCAGAGUGCUGUCGAGGCUGAAGCUGCUGCAGACUGCGACAACCCUGGCUGUGCUGCCUCCCGUCUGCUACCUCUAUCUGCAAGGCCAGGUUUCUCAGACUGUCCUCCUGUAUACAACUGGCGUUGCUUUCUUUGCUGGUGUGAUGUUGUAUGGUAUGAGCUAUUUUUUCAGACGAAUUAUUGGAUUAAUCUACCUAAGUGAAACUGGCAGAACUGUCAAAGUGGCCCACUUGACAUUUUGGGGAAAACGGAAUGACAUUUACUGUCCCAUAGAGACAGUGAUGACUUCAGAUGAAGCUGGAGAUGUCAAAGGGGAGUUACUUCUCCAGUUUAAACGAUAUAACAGUAAAGAUACCUUGUAUUUUACAACUAAAUAUGGCCAGGUUGUAGACAGACAGAAGUUCAGGCAAAUAUUUGGAGAACUUCAGUGAUACAAUAACAAAUUUCCAAUAAUUCUGCUUGUUGCGUUGUUCCUUGUGCUUAUUCUUCUAUGAAGUCUUUGAUAAACUGACAUACUUAUGUCAUUUUCCUGUGUGACGUCUGCUGGUGAGUGUGCUCAGCAUGGAAAGUAGAAAUGGUAGUGAACAAUCCAGUGGAUUAAACGUCUUUGUAGCUAGUUUAUGGUGUGAGUAAGAUCACUUCUGUUUCACAGUAAGCGUGCCCGGUAUUGCUGUCACAUUGCUGUUCUAAGAGUUACAAGCUCAUGCGUUAACAAGCUGUAAAUAAUACAUAUAAUACU
Messenger RNA from Cygnus olor (mute swan), 1494 nucleotides. RefSeq names its product transmembrane protein 186 (gene TMEM186). NCBI's taxonomy places the organism in Eukaryota, Metazoa, Chordata, Aves, Anseriformes, Anatidae. The transcript has a single exon. Gene Ontology annotation, cellular component: mitochondrion. The record is from RefSeq and is a predicted model, not a curated record. Bases 206 to 1186 code for a protein of 326 amino acids.